AUGAAGCCAGCUCUGCACCGUGCACUGCGGCAGACGCCGCUGUUCGUACUUGUCGUCUUCGUUGCAACUCUGUGCCUCUCACACGCGUUGGCGGAAGGGAAUGUGGGCGAGGAUGCCUCGGAGGUGCUGGAGCUCAUCUCUGAAGGCACCAUAACCACCUACAAGCUACCUGACUCCAUGGUAGUGCUGAACAACGCAAACUUCGAGUCUUACCUCUUUCCCAGCAAGCGCGCAACCCCGCGUGCGUUCCUUGUUCUCUGUUACUCGCCGUGGUGUCCUCACUGCAAAUCUCUCUUGCCACAGUUUCUGAAUGCCAGCAUGCAGCUGGAUUUGAUGAAGGUGCCGCACAGCAACUUCGCGGUGGUCGACGUGCAGAAGAACACGGCGGUCUCGGAGUACUUCGACGUGGAGCGCUUCCCCACCCUUUUGUACACCACCGGCAAGGGCAGGCAGUGGCACCUGUACGAAGGCGGCAACACCCAGCAGGGCUUCAUGCAGUUCUCAACGUACCUCCAGAACGCCGUGGACACCGGGAGCUUCUCGGAGGAUGUCACGGAUGUGUCACACUUCAAUGAGGUCGAGGAGAAGGGCGGCACAACGCGGGUGCCCUGCUACGUCUACGUGCCAGCCACAUCCUCCAGCGCGCCUGAGAGCCAGCGCACAGCCCACUGGAGCCACGCCAUCGAUGGCGCCGCGUCCGUUAGUAACAUCCGCUUUGCCGUCAUCUACGAGAAGUCGCAGGCGGAGGGCUGGGCGGAGCACGCCAGUGACAAGUAUAAAAAAGUGGUGGAGAAGGCGAAGGCGUGCGUGGCGGCGGGUAAGGCCAGCGGCCCAGGCGGUGAGGCUCUGGUUGUCUUCUCCGAUCGCUACCGCGAGCCUCACUGCUACACGGGACCGUGGGUGGAGGAGCGCAGUGUCGCGAGGUCGUCCAAGCACAGGACCCGUCGGGUCGACGCCGAUACGCUGACAAUGAGCACGUCCCUCGAGAACUUUCUGGCCCUGCACGGCUUCCACGCCGUCGAGGACGCGUCGUCGGCCAUGUUCGCCACCCUCGCGUACUACCCCAAGAACUACUUGGGUGUGGUUAUGACGAAUCGCCCAAUCGACGACAAGGACAUGGACUUUGUGCCAGUGCUGCGCGAAAUAACACAGGCCGAAAACGCCGCUCUGGAGAGAAAGCACGGAAGCGACUGGUCAAUCGAGGAGAUGCGCACCCCUCGCGUUUCAUGGUCGUAUAUCGACGUGGUGGAGUAUGAGGUGUGGCGCUCGCGCUACGACAUCGAGCUGGAUCAGCUGCCGGCUGUCAUGAUCAUCGACACGAAGCGCGACCGCUUCUUCAAGAUGCGUACUCAUGUACCGCGCUUUGAGGCAAUUAAGAUGGACACUCCGUGGAAGGUGGGUGGAGAGCAGCACCAGCUCAUCGCGCAAUUCGCCCAGGAUGUACUGGCGGGUGUGUACAAGGCGCAGAAGCUGUCUGUCGCUGGCGCCGUCGCCGAGUACCUCUCCCACUACCCUGGCUUCGCUUUGAUGUACGAAGCGCUCAACUACGAGGACUUCGUGUUCGACAUUGCGGUGCUGGCGCUUGGGUUCUUUAGUUUCUUACUCUUCCUGGCGAUCGUGAUGGAGCCGCUCAUGGAAUGGUACGACGCACGCUCGAGAAAGAAGGCAGAUAAGGUCAAGAGGGACUAG
This is a messenger RNA of Leishmania major strain Friedlin, 1689 nucleotides long. RefSeq lists its product as hypothetical. The transcript has a single exon. The record is from RefSeq and is a predicted model, not a curated record. Gene Ontology annotation, molecular function: protein-disulfide reductase activity; protein disulfide isomerase activity. Bases 1 to 1689 code for a protein of 562 amino acids. Gene Ontology annotation, biological process: response to endoplasmic reticulum stress. Gene Ontology annotation, cellular component: endoplasmic reticulum lumen. NCBI's taxonomy places the organism in Eukaryota, Euglenozoa, Kinetoplastea, Trypanosomatida, Trypanosomatidae.